UGAAAUGAAAAUGGAGUCUCCAUGGUGUGAGCAGAGGAUCACAAAGGUCUCUCUAGCUGAGAUUCUGAGGUGUUUUGAACAUCCUAUAAGUGAGGAGCAAGCCUGGGCUAUCUGCUUUCAGUGUUGCCGUAAAAUGGAGCAGCUGUCUAUGGGGCUGUACACACCACUCCAUUCUGUGUUCAUAAAAGGUCCUGGAAGCAUCUUUAUCCAUGCUGAUGGUACUGCUUCCUUUAAGGUGUACCACAAGUCUGAUGUUGGCAGCAUUCAGCAGUCAGAGGACAAGCUGCUGGAGUACUUGGGAGUGGUGAUCUAUGAAGCCUUGGACUGGGGAAUCGACAGCCAAGUGGAGCGAGAACUGAGUGAUCCUUUGGAGAAACUGCUGUGCCUCAUGUUGAAACUGGAUGAUGAGGCAAUGAAACCAGCAGUCACCCUGCAGGAUGUUAUCAAGAGUCUGAGAAAAAUGGAUGUGGAAGAUUUGUUAGAAAAUCCCCUUCAGAAGAAGGAAAAACACUGGGCAUCCCUGUGGCCCAACGUCAUGCAUGAACUGCAGAAUGGUGUAAAGCUGCGCAAGGUCACUGAGCAACCACAGCGUAGCGUGCCUCCAAAAAAAAGUAUCCGCUCUCCCUAUGAUUUACUUUUGGAUGAUAUUCAGCACAAGAGGUACACCCUUCGGAAGAUCUGUUUCAGCUGCCAUAAGCAGAUGUUUCUUAAGUGGCCUUACAGCUGUUACCUCUGCAGCAGUGUUGUCUGCUGUGACUGCUGCAUCAAGAUGUCCAUGCCCUUCAGAAUAUGUGUACAUCUCCCACUUCACUUCUUAAAACUUUUGAGACUCUCCAGAGAGGAGGACCCCACUACUCAAGAGCAGAAGAGCUCAGAGUUGCUGCAUGAAAUAGAGCACUGGGAGUGUUUUAGGUAA
This is a messenger RNA of Charadrius vociferus (killdeer), 916 nucleotides long. RefSeq names its product protein spire homolog 1-like. Lineage: Eukaryota; Metazoa; Chordata; Aves; Charadriiformes; Charadriidae. The transcript is spliced from 8 exons. Gene Ontology annotation, molecular function: actin binding. Gene Ontology annotation, cellular component: cytoplasmic vesicle membrane; cell cortex. The record is from RefSeq and is a predicted model, not a curated record. The coding region runs from base 5 to 916 and encodes 303 amino acids. Gene Ontology annotation, biological process: intracellular transport; polar body extrusion after meiotic divisions; actin filament network formation.